AUGAGAAUCACAACAUGGAAUGUCAGGGGUUUAUCGACCCCUGACAAGAGAUGCUUGGUCAAAAGAUCUUUGAUCAAGCUUGGGUCUGAUAUGGUUUUACUACAGGAAACAAAGUUGUGUGGCGAUAAGGUGCUUGAAUUCAUUAAGUAUUGUUUUAAAUGGGAAGGGUUGUUUCAAGAUGCUAGAGGUACCUCUGGGGGUCUUGGAAUUUUGUGGAAUUCAGAGGUCUUUGAGGUGGAUCCAAUUGCAUCCAACGAGUUUUGGAUGGCCUGUAACAUUAAGUGCAAAGUAGGAGGUAUUGGCUUCCCUCUGGUUAACAUUUAUGGUCCGGUUACAAUAGAUGAAAAACUGAGGGUAUGGUUGGAGAUCUAUGAUCAAUUGCAAGUUUUGGAGAAGCACAAAGUAAUCAUGGCUGGGGACUUCAAUACAAUUCUGGAUAUAGAUGAUAAAGAUGGAGGUCUUAGAAAGAGCACAAAAGUAAUGGAGGACUUCAGAGAAUUCAUAUCGAAAUGCCAAGUGAUGGAUGUUAUUCCCCAAAAUGGUAAGUUUACAUGGACUAAUAGAAGAUUCAAUUUCUCAAAAAAUUUUGAAAGAUUUGAUCGUUUCUUUGUGGGGGAAUGGUGGGUUAAUGGCAGUUUCUCCAUAGACACUAAUAUUAUUCCUCAAGUUGGUUUGAAACAUCUGCCAGUUAUGCUGUCCAUCAAUCAUGAAUCUCCCAAGAAUAGGUUUUAUUUUAAAUUUCAGAGCAUGUGGUGGAGGGAUCCUUCAUUCACAGAACUUCUAAGGAUUUGGUGGUUGGAAAGCAACACAUUUUUGGGUUCCCCUAGCUUUUGGUUUGUUAAAAGAUUGUAA
Cryptomeria japonica (Japanese cedar) is the source of this 852-nucleotide messenger RNA. RefSeq lists its product as uncharacterized. Lineage: Eukaryota; Viridiplantae; Streptophyta; Pinopsida; Cupressales; Cupressaceae. The record is from RefSeq and is a predicted model, not a curated record. Bases 1 to 852 code for a protein of 283 amino acids. Gene Ontology annotation, molecular function: catalytic activity. The transcript has a single exon.